GGCCCCGCCGCGCGCGCCCCGCCGUUGGCUCCGGCAUGUCGGGCCCCGGGCCGCGGGAGCCGCCGCAGGCGGGCGGGCCGGCGGGCCCCGAGGGCGCGGACGCGGCGCCGGGCGAGGCGGGACUGAGCUUCACGACCACCGACCUGAGCCUGGUGGAGAUGACGGAGGUGGAGUACACGCAGCUGCAGCACAUCCUCUAUUCGCACAUGGAGGCGGCGGCGGCCGACGGCGAGCUCGACGCGCGCCUCAGCUCGGCCUUUCUGGCGGCCGCCGCGCCGGGCGCGGCGGCGGCGGGCGGCUUCGCGGCGGCGGGGGGCGCGGCGGCGGCGGCGGCUGGGGGCGCGGCGCCCGUGUACCCGGUGCUGUGCCCGCCCGCGCUGGCCGACGGCGGCUUCGCGGGCGCAGCGCCCUGCCUGGGCCACGUCGACUUCCAGGAGCUGCGCAUGAUGCUGCUGAGCGAGGCGGGUGCUCCCGCCGCCGCCGCCCCCGCCGAGAAGACGCCGGGCGCCGACUGCCCCGGUCCCGGCGCGCCGCGGCCCAAGGCGCCCGACGGCGGCGGCAAGGAGAACGCGGAGGGCGCGCCCGAGGCGCGGGCCAAGUCGGCCGUGCGCGUCCGCCUGGAGGACCGCUUCAACAGCAUCCCUGCGGAGCCGCCGCCCGCUCCGCGCGGCGCCGAGCCCCCAGAGCCCGGCGUGGCGCUCAACAAUUUGGUAACUCUUAUCCGACAUCCUUCCGAAUUCAUGAACGUCCCUCUUCAUCAGCAACAAAACAAAUGCACGACAUUGGUGAAAAAUAAAACUGCGGCAGCCGCCACCGCUUUACAAUUUACAUGCCCUCUGUUCACGGCCAAUGCUUGCUCUGCUGCGGGGGUUUCGAGCCUCUCACAGACGCAGGGUUCUGGUAACCCAUGUUCUAUACUCGAAGCUGCCAAGCAUCAGGACAUUGGAUUGCCUAGAGCAUUUUCUUUCUGUUACCAGCAGGAAAUUGAAUCCACUAAACAGACUUUGGGCAGUAGAAACAAAGCUUUGCCUGAGCAGGUUUGGAUUAAAGUAGGAGAAGAAGCGCUAUGUAAGCAAGCCAUAAAUAAGAGGAAUCGGAGUAGAAUACGUCAGCUGGACACAAAUGUAGAACGAAGAGCCCUUGGAGAGAUUCAGAACGUGGGCGAAGGCUCAACCACCACACAGGGCGCUUGGCCGCCCGCGGAGUCCUCGCAGGCAAACCUCGGGGAGCAGACCCAGAGCGGGCCCCAGGGAGGAAGGUCGCAGCGUAGGGAGAGGCACAACCGCAUGGAAAGAGAUAGAAGGCGCAGAAUCCGCAUUUGCUGUGAUGAGUUGAAUCUUUUAGUCCCGUUCUGCAAUGCGGAGACGGAUAAGGCGACCACCCUGCAGUGGACCACGGCGUUCCUGAAGUACAUUCAGGAAAGACAUGGAGAUUCUCUUAAAAAGGAAUGCAGUAUGAAGCCGCCACAACCCAGCAACAGAAAAACAACACAAUUCAAAAACGGGCAAAGGAUUUGAAUACCUUUUUCCAGAGAAGAUAAACAAAUGACCAUCAGGUCCAUGAGCAGAUCUCUGAUCAUCAGGGAAAUGCAAAUCCAAAGGCUGUGCCGCUUCCCACCCAGUAGGUGUGACUGUUACUGACAGACGGAACUGCAAGUCUGGGAGCAGAACACCAUGCAGCUGCUGUGGAAAAUCGGGUGACAGCUUUCAAAGGUAGAAUUGUCACAUGACCCGGCGGUUGCACUUGUGGGUAGAGACCCAGGAGGACACUUGGAUGUGAACGUUCACAGCAGCCAGGACAUGGAGGCCCCCUGUGUCCAUCAGCAGAUGAGUGGAUAAGCAGAGCGUGUGCACAGACAGCGGAAUAUGGCUUAGCCAUAAAAAGGAAGCGCUCGGCACCUGCCACAGCACGGAUGCACCUGAGGAUGCCAGUUACAAAAGGACAACUACUGUAUGAGCCCACCUCUGUGUGGUCCCCGGAGUCAUCCCAACUCGUAGAGACAGAAAGUGGGACGGUGGGUGGGUGCUGGGGGAGGGCGAGAGCCCACGUUCCGUGGGGACAGAGUGUCUGUGUGGGACGAUGAAAGGUCAGAAACGGCGCUGAUCACACAGCAUCCUGAAGGUAGUUAAUGCCACUGGGUAAAACCACUUAGAUAAGUGGCUAAAAUGGAAAACUUCACGUUACAUAUUUUUUACCAUAACAGAAAAUCUGUAAACGUAAAUUUAAUUGUUAAGAAUGCUAUGCUUUAAAAAAAAAAGAACUUAUGGAAGUGUAUCCGUGCACAGACGCGGGGAGAACAGAACACUGAGCUCCUGGGUUCCUUGGGCACAAGGGAGCGUCGUCAGUACCCCCGUCCUGCCUCCCUCGAUGGAUGGUUUAAAGCAUUCCACAGAUUUCUCGGUUUUACUCUCAAGGGCAUCUCUAAAAAUAGAAGUGUGGGGCGCCUGGGUGGCUCAGUCGUUAGGCGUCUGCCUUCGGCUCGGGUCAUGAUCCCAGGGUCCUGGGAUGGAGCCCCACGUCGGGCUCCCCGCUCAGCGGAGAUCCUGCUUCUCCCUCUCUCACUCCCCCUGCUUGUGUU
Zalophus californianus (California sea lion) is the source of this 2578-nucleotide messenger RNA. It is a transcript of the gene TCFL5, whose product is annotated as transcription factor like 5. The transcript has 6 exons. Gene Ontology annotation, molecular function: DNA-binding transcription factor activity, RNA polymerase II-specific; protein dimerization activity; RNA polymerase II cis-regulatory region sequence-specific DNA binding. The record is from RefSeq and is a predicted model, not a curated record. The coding region runs from base 36 to 1517 and encodes 493 amino acids. Gene Ontology annotation, biological process: spermatogenesis; regulation of DNA-templated transcription. Gene Ontology annotation, cellular component: nucleus. NCBI's taxonomy places the organism in Eukaryota, Metazoa, Chordata, Mammalia, Carnivora, Otariidae.